AUGCGCUUCGAGGGCGCCGAGCGGCGCGACGCCGUGGCCUUCCACCCGCUGCUGGCGCCGCGCCCCAGCGACUUCUCGGUGUCUGCGCUGCUGACGGCGGGCGCGCUGCCGCCGCCGCCGUACCUGCCCGCGGCGCUGGCGGCCGCCGCCGCGCUGUCCGCGCCCUGCCCGCUGCUCAAGCCGCCACCGCCGCCCUACGCGCCGUUGCCUCCCGACGACGACGGCGUCCUCGACGACCCCAAAGUCACGCUCGAGGGCAAGGACCUCUGGGAGAAGUUCCACAAGCUGGGCACCGAGAUGGUGAUCACCAAGAGUGGCAGACAAAUGUUCCCACAAAUGAAGUUUCGCGUGUCCGGACUGGACGCGAAAGCGAAAUACAUCCUCCUGCUCGACAUCGUCGCAGCUGACGACUACAGAUAUAAGUUUCAUAACAGACGUAUGUUUCCUGCCUACAAAGUUCGCGUUUCUGGUCUUGAUAAAAAAGCAAAAUACAUUUUGCUAAUGGACAUCGUAGCUGCCGACGAUUGCAGAUACAAAUUCCACAACAGCCGAUGGAUGGUGGCGGGUAAGGCGGAUCCCGAGAUGCCGAAGAGGAUGUACAUCCACCCCGACUCCCCUUCCACCGGCGAGCAGUGGAUGCAGAAAGUUGUCUCCUUCCACAAACUCAAGCUGACCAACAACAUCAGCGAUAAACACGGAUUCGAGCUCAUCUAUAACCAAAGUCAACGGAUGUUGUCAAAGUUGCUGUGGCCCAAUCCAGUGCCUAGUGCGCCAAGAGAUCCCCACUCAGACCAUUUGUGUGUCACGCAGACGAUCCUGAACUCGAUGCACAAGUACCAGCCGCGCUUCCACCUCGUGCGCGCCAACGACAUCCUCAAGCUGCCUUACUCCACCUUCCGCACUUAUGUAUUCAAGGAGACGGAGUUCAUCGCGGUCACCGCAUACCAGAACGAAAAGAUAACGCAGUUAAAGAUAGAUAACAACCCGUUCGCGAAAGGCUUCCGGGACACGGGAGCAGGGAAGAGGGAAAAGAAUUUGUCGGUGUACCGCAGGCAGGCGCUGCUGACGGCGCGUGCAGACGCGCGAGACGAGGACGAUGAGCGGCCGCUGGACGUUGGCGGCCCCGCCAGCCCGCCGCCACAGACCUCCGCCACGCAGCACACUAACAGCUCGUGGUUCAGCUCUGGAGGUGGCGGGGACUCCGGCGCGGAAGAAGCGGGCUCCGACUCGUCGUGCUCGGGCGGAGCGCGCGCCUCCUCACCGCCCGCUGGCCCCUCGCGGCCCUCACCCGCGCCCGACGUGUCCCUCGGCCCGCCGGUGCAGCCGCCCCUGCUGCCCUACCUCUACCCCCCCUCGCUGUACCCGCCGCCCUUCUUCCCGCCGCAUCAGAUGCCGCCGGGCCUACUGUUCAACCUGCACCCGCUGCUGCAGCAGUACUCGCUGCCGCCGCCGCCCGCACCGCCCGCGCCCGCGCCCUCACUAGGCAAGGCGCACAGGUUCGCGCCGUACGCGCUGCCCGGGCUGGGGUCCGCGUUCGAGCAGGUGGCGCCGCGCGCGCGCAGCCUGAGCUCGUCGCCUGCACGCGGCGGUGCGGGAGCGGGGGCGGGUGCGCGGGCGGGGGCGGGGUCCCCGCUGGCGCGCGCGGCCUCCGCGGACCCGCCCCCCGACCCGCCCACGUCCACCACGACCUCGACGGCCGCCGCGCCGCCGCCCUCCGACCUCAAGAGCAUCGAGCGCAUGGUCAACGGCCUGGACGUCGAGACUCAGGACUGACUCGCGACCUAGCCUGUAAAUAGUAUUUAUAUCCCCCCCUCCCCUGCGCUCCGCACCACAACACCGGAGUGUUGGCGUCGUUUUGUAUCGUUCCUAUUUUGUUUUUUUUUGUCUGUCGAGUUCUAAUCGGGUCGAUAUUUGAUUGUAAAUAGUUAAGCUUUAUCCCCUAGGUAGUACAUAGCGGCUCACUCCC
Messenger RNA from Papilio xuthus (Asian swallowtail), 1966 nucleotides. RefSeq names its product optomotor-blind protein. Bases 1 to 1773 code for a protein of 590 amino acids. Gene Ontology annotation, molecular function: RNA polymerase II cis-regulatory region sequence-specific DNA binding; DNA-binding transcription factor activity, RNA polymerase II-specific. NCBI's taxonomy places the organism in Eukaryota, Metazoa, Arthropoda, Insecta, Lepidoptera, Papilionidae. The transcript is spliced from 9 exons. Gene Ontology annotation, biological process: regulation of transcription by RNA polymerase II; cell fate specification; positive regulation of DNA-templated transcription. Gene Ontology annotation, cellular component: nucleus; chromatin. The record is from RefSeq and is a predicted model, not a curated record.